Messenger RNA from Eriocheir sinensis (Chinese mitten crab), 1171 nucleotides. Its product is annotated as carbohydrate sulfotransferase 11-like. NCBI's taxonomy places the organism in Eukaryota, Metazoa, Arthropoda, Malacostraca, Decapoda, Varunidae. Gene Ontology annotation, biological process: carbohydrate biosynthetic process. Gene Ontology annotation, cellular component: membrane. The record is from RefSeq and is a predicted model, not a curated record. The transcript is spliced from 5 exons. Gene Ontology annotation, molecular function: sulfotransferase activity. The coding region runs from base 102 to 1103 and encodes 333 amino acids.
ACGGCCGGCACAGAUGGACCAGCCGAGUAAUAGCCACGGUGGCCCUGCUUGUCCUCGUGGCUAUUGUUCUCAAGACAUACUCCUCUCACUACUCCGAAGAGAUGGACAUGGAGGUCCUGAGGCAGCAGAUGGCGGGGCGCAGUGCACGUGUGGCGAGAGCAUGUCAGCGGCACAGCGACACCCUCCUGCAGCAGUACUCGAGGUGGCAGGGGACGGCGGCCAAGUGGGCGGCGGUGAAUCGUAGUCUUGUAACCAACCCUGACCUGCUGGUGAAUCGCGAUCAAAGACUCAUCUGGUGCAAGGUUCCAAAAGUGGCGUCCACCGCGCUGGUCCACGGACUCAUGCGGGUGCUGGGGCGGAGCGACCUCAUAGAGUCCCAGGCGCGGGGUCACCUCCACAUGAGCAUCCGCAACAUGAUGCCGCACCCCUCGCCGCACGAGGACCUCUCAGCCUUCACUGCCUUCAUGGCCGUCAGGCAUCCUUUCCAGAGGAUUCUCUCUGCUUACAGGGACAAGUUGAUGAACCGGUGGGAGAAAUUUCAGUUUAAUAAAUUUCAAAAUGAAUACGCCAAAGCCAUCAUCCGGGAGUACAGGCGACACCCGCAGAGCAAACAGUACGAGGACGUGCCCACCUUUGGGGAGUUUGUGGAUUACCUGAUCGCCACCCCGGUCUGGAAAUACAACGAGCACUGGCUGCCCUACUACCUGACCUGCACGCCAUGCCACUACCGCUACGACAUCAUCAUGCAUUUGGAUUCUUUGUCACAAGACGGAAAGUAUCUUGCGCACGUCACGGGGCUUCACGAGCUGCUCCCCAGGCUCAUACACGCCACCGUCAACACCUCACACACCCAUUCUAAGCGCGGGAAAAAUGCAGGGAAGUUACAAUCAACUGACGAUCAAGCACAAUUUCUAACUGACUAUCAAGUCCAAUUUCUUGAACGUAGUAUUCAAUCCGGCGGAACGGAAGCAUCCACAGAAUCAAAGUUCUUUUCCGAACUUAGCAUGCAACAAUUGAUGAAGUUACAUUCUGUUUAUAGGAUAGACUUUGACAUGUUCAAAUUUGACAUUAGUCCUUAUGAUAGUUAUGUAACACACCAUUAACAUUCAUAUGUUGGGUAUAGCUUUCAAAUCACUUCUUAAGGUAUUAUGGUAAAUGUUGUAGGUAUGCA